AGAUCCUCCUCCAGCAAGCCGAUCCACCCGUGCACCUGUCGUAUCACUUUCAAAAGCGCGACGCUUGGAUUAAAAAAAAGUCUAAUCAAAUCAAUCAAAUAUGACCGAAGCCAUUUGGAAACAGAGCGCCGGUGCAACAUAGACGCAUAUGGUUCAGGUGCGUCAAUUAUAAGCUUAUUAUAGAAGAAAAGAAUAACACAAAAUUAUAUUCAGAUUUGCAGUGUGAUCUUCACUUUGAUAAACUACGGAAAAAAGGGGUCUUGCUCGCAAUUACGAUGCAUCUCACAGCGGUGGUCUUAAUUCUGGUCGUGUCAGGCAUCGCCAAAGGUUGGGAAUGCAGCGCAGGGUGCAACACAGAAAAUGGGUUUUGUGAGAAGCCAGGGAAGUGCAGGUGCAAACCAGGGUGGCAAGGAGAGAACUGUGACCAUUGCGUGUCCUUCCCUGGCUGUCUGCACGGCACGUGUGAGAAGGCAUGGCAGUGUGUCUGCGAGGAGGGCUGGGUUGGCAGCCUGUGUGACCAAGAUACCCGCCUGUGCUCGUCCAGGCCUUGUGCUGGUAAUGCCACCUGCAUAGAGACAGGAGAGGGGGGAUACUUGUGCAUCUGUCCCCAAAGCUACGCUGGUGAAAGCUGCCACCUGAAAAGAGGACUGUGUCUCACAAAUGGCUCUCCUUGUCAGAACGGAGGCACAUGCACGGAUGCUGAUGGCUCAGCAGGUUACUGUUUAUGUCCCUCUGGAUUUUCUGGAGACUUCUGUGAGAUCAGCAUUGACAGCUGCCAGCCUAACCCUUGCCUCAACGGUGGCAACUGCACAAACCACGGCCUGGCCUUCACAUGUGUCUGUCCGCUCGGCUUCACUGGUUUCACUUGUAAUGACACCAGCAGCCUCUCUCCCUGCGCCGGCAGACCCUGUGCCAACAGGGGCACCUGCGUUGGUCAACCUGAUGGAUACUUCCGGUGCGUUUGCCAGAAAUGGUUUACAGGUCCAACAUGUUCCUUGCAGCACAGACCGAAGGGCAGGGCCAAGCCGGUUGGCGCCAGGCCUGUGGACCACAGAGUGUUUGCGCUGACUCCACAGCACUACUCUCUUCCUGCUCACACCUUCCACAAGCUUCUCAGACCGUCUGAGAGAGACCUGCUCAAGAUCACCCUAAAGGAGACCGUCCACUCCCCCGGGAUCCUCGUCACCCACGGUCAGCUCGUCUGUUUCGGCAUGCUGGCCCUUCUCACCUGCAUGGUGAUCCUGGGCACUACAGGCAUUGUGUUUUUUGGUCGCUGUGAGGCGUGGCUGGCCAAUGCCAAGUACAGCCAGCUUGUUCGGCAGCAAAGGGAACACCUGCUGAGAGAGGCAGGUAGUGCGAGCCAGGAGGAGCACGAGCACUCAGUGAAUAUCAUCCUCCCAGAGAAGAUUAGACUCACCAGCUUUGGGAGACACUACACCUCCAUCUGAUUAAAUCAUGUCUGCCUCUUCCCCUCUGCCUCUGGAAGGAGUUGAAUAUAAAUGUCUAAAAAAAAGAAAAGGCAUGGAAGAAAUACUAUAACUGUUGUACAGUUGUGUUAAUAAAGUGAGAGAUACUGGACUACAACAGAAUAUAUUUGAAUGUAUAGUCUACUGGAAUAGGUGAACAGCUAUGACACUGGAUUGUAAAUGGACUUUUUAUUGUACUGUUGAAAACUACCCAAUAAAAAUGUAUGGAGUUAUAAAAGAUGUUCUACCGUGAUGGCUGGUAAAAAUAUGUCAUUGUGAUGUAUUUAAGUUUUUUGACUUCCCAAUCAUGGCUCAACCACAUUGUAUCAUGUUGAUUUGGAAAACAAUAAUGGGGAUAAUAAUAACAUAGCAGAUAGACCACUUUUCUUUCAGUAUUUAUCAUUGAUUUUUAAAUAAUCAAAUUGUUAUCAGAUUUUCUUACCCCGACUCUGGGCUGCAAUGAUUUAUCAACAACAGAAAAUUCAUCAGCACUACCUGAUUAAGUUUCUCAAAUGUGUCAAUCUUUGUCCGAUGUGAUAGUAAACUCAAUAUAUUUGGCUGUCGAAUAAAACAAGAUAUCGCAAUAGACCACUUCAGGCUGAGGGAUAUCUUAACAGGUGUGUUUCUGUGUUUUUCACUAUUUUCUGAUGAGAAAAUAAUUAGCAAAUUAAUAAACAAUGAAUCAUUAGUUGCAGCCCUAACCAUCUCCAUGCAGCAUAUUGUGAAUUUGUCAUUUUAUACCUAAAAUAGAUGUUGUGAUUUGUACAGUAUGUGGAAUUAAAAUGUGUAAUUAGAUAUUUCCAGCUGUACUGUCAUAUCCUGCAGGUCACUACAGAGCUAUAUCAUUUCCAUGUAAAAGGUAAUUAUUGUACAGUAUGUACCUGGAGGUAAUAUCGCUUUCCCAAAUACCAUCUCCCUGCAGAUGUAUUACUUUAAAUGUUGUUGUUAAAGGUAUAUAGUAGAUGUGAAAUGUUUUUUCACAGUUCCUCAAGAAAUGCCACUUUCUAUUUCCAUCACCCAUUUGUAUCCAAUGCCAUGAAUACCUUCACAUCUUCGCCUAUUGAUCAGUCUCACACUCAUUUACAGUGUCUCAGAGGUUUUUAGAUUUUCCUUCUUACCACCAGUGUUGGAAUUUCACAGGCCAUGCACCAUUUAUCUCUAAGCCCAGAAAUCAAUACUUGUAACAUCUGUUAAAUGUUAUUGGUUUGUCUCAUCAUGCAUGAGAUGGACACCCACUACUGAUGCAGGGAGACGUGUUUUCAUGAAUACUGAAUGUAUGGAAAACAUAUGUAUGUACCCAGUAAAGAUAUAGUUAAACAUGUAAAGCAUAUUUAAUGGGAAAUAUUCAAAUGAAAUAACUGCUGAUAUGGAGAUUACUGUGCAGUUUUGGAUUGGGUCGUUUCUCUACACUCUCACAAUGACGAAGCCCAUUUAAACCCCAUUCAGCCUGUGACGAGAUGUUGUUAAUGUGUUGGGAUUUAUCACAAUCCUCAAAACAAAGUGGUUAUCUUGUGCUCACAUCAUAACAGAGUUGCAUUUCAAAUUGUGUAUUACAUUAGAUAAUAUUCUAAUGAUUUACAAGUGGCAUUUCUACAAGGGGGCAGUGACUGCAGCUGUGUACUUAUCAGUAUGUGUUCCAGUCUGGGAUUAAUCACUGUUGUGCUUUGGCCAGAUAAUGUUUCGUUGUCGGUUCAUUGCUUUUAAAUAAAUAUAUAAAAUCAC
Cottoperca gobio is the source of this 3188-nucleotide messenger RNA. RefSeq names its product delta like non-canonical Notch ligand 1 (gene dlk1). NCBI's taxonomy places the organism in Eukaryota, Metazoa, Chordata, Actinopteri, Perciformes, Bovichtidae. Gene Ontology annotation, biological process: heterophilic cell-cell adhesion; establishment or maintenance of epithelial cell apical/basal polarity. Gene Ontology annotation, molecular function: calcium ion binding. The transcript is spliced from 7 exons. The coding region runs from base 276 to 1448 and encodes 390 amino acids. The record is from RefSeq and is a predicted model, not a curated record. Gene Ontology annotation, cellular component: protein-containing complex; plasma membrane.